Molecule: messenger RNA, 1216 nt
Organism: Nicotiana tabacum (common tobacco)
Lineage: Eukaryota; Viridiplantae; Streptophyta; Magnoliopsida; Solanales; Solanaceae
Product: anamorsin homolog
Biological process (GO): iron-sulfur cluster assembly
Cellular component (GO): cytoplasm
Molecular function (GO): iron-sulfur cluster binding
Source: RefSeq, a predicted model, not a curated record
UAUUUGGGGGGCCAAAUCACUUGCCUAACCCUAGAACCGCCCUUGUGCCCUUAUUUUGGAUUAGGAGGAGAUGAGUCAAUUCUGUGAUGUAAAGGACGGACAAAUUGGAGGCGGUAAUGUACUGGUGCUUGCUGAGGAUGUUAUGGUACCAGUUAGUGUGGUAUCCAGUGCAAUCAGCAUCGUAAGGAAAGAGGGGAUUGAGAAGUUGGACCCUAAUAUUAUUACUCAAGCUUCAUCCCAGAGCCUGACAUCAGUGAAGUCUGCUUCUAUGGAUAUCGUUGCUCUCAUCUGUAGGUCCCUCGAGUUUCCUAGUGAUAAAUUGUGUGGGGACAUCUCAAGAGUGUUGAAGCCAGGUGGAACAGUCCUACUUAGUCUAAGUUCUCAGUUAAUCUCGAAGGAAAAUUCUACCCAUGAGCGCACAUUAUUGUUGGCUGGAUUCUCUGAUGCACAGUCAUCUGAAGCUGGCCACUCUUUCGUGAUAACAGCAAAGAAACCUUCAUGGAAGGUUGGUUCAUCCUUCUCUAUCAAGAAAGUCACAAAAAGUUUGCCGAAAGUUCAGAUUGAUGAUGAUUCAGAUCUCAUUGAUGAGGAUAGCCUUCUCAGUGAAGAAGAUCUGACGAAACCUCAAUUGCCAAGUGUUGGUGAUUGUGAAGUUGGAAAGACAAGGAAAGCAUGCAAAAAUUGUACGUGCGGAAGGGCUGAAGCUGAAACAAAAGUGCAACUUGGACCAACGGCGGAACAGCUGAACAAUCCACAGUCAGCCUGUGGCAGUUGUGGUCUAGGUGAUGCUUUCCGUUGCAGUACGUGUCCUUAUAAGGGUCUUCCUCCGUUCAAACUAGGCGAAAAGGUAACGCUUUCUGGGAAUUUUCUUGAUGCUGACAUCUAAUUGCAGAUGAUAACAGUCGAUAUGAGAUUGCAGAAACUGUUAUAAUUAGUUCAAAAUUAGUUUGUUCAUUUUGGUUGAGGUGAGAUAAGUGAAUGUGUAAUAAGUGAGCGAAAUAGCAGUGGACUGUGAACAUAAAGGUCUCUCUCUCACCCCUUGCUCUGGUAUCUUGUGUAUAUGAUCAUUUGGUGUUUGUUGCUCGAUUGGAAAGAAAAUGAUGAACACCAGGAGGAUUGGUGAUCUCGAGUGUGAAAGGUAGAGUCUGACUCGCAAUUCUUAGCACUGUGCGUUUGCUCGCUUUUUGCCAUCAUAUUGUUUGGUUUGAUUUGGUUU